CAAACUUAUUUUAAUCUCUCUUCCAUUAAUUACUUUGAUCAAAUCAAUUUUAAUGGACAACUUUAAUGGCAUGGGAUACAGAUUCCAUCCCACUGAAGAUGAAAUCAUCAACCAUUUUCUUGAAUUAAAGAUGAAGUAUGGCACUGAUUUCUCAGCAGUAAUUAAGGAAGUCGAUAUUUCCAAUUUUGAACCUUGGGAAUUGCCUGACCAGUCACCACUAUCCUCAGAUGAUCAAGAGUGGUACUUUUUCAGUACAAUUGCUUAUAAGCCUUCCAAUAAGAGUACUAGUAAAAGAGUGGUUGAAAGAACAACUAGGGCUGGAUUUUGGAAAGUCACUGGCAAAGAUCGUGAAAUCUACGACGACAACAGUGGACAACUGAUUGGUAAAAGAAAAGCUUUGGUUUUCUACCAAGGUCAUGGUUCUAAUGCCGUCAAGACAAAUUGGGCGAUGCAUGAAUAUCAUUCCCAGACAGUACAUCAGAACACUUAUGUUCUCUGUCGUUUAAGAAGAAAAUCAGAUGAUGCAGAAGAUGAUCAACCAAGUUCCCGUUCGGCUUCUACUUCACGACAUUAAUAGCAGAAAUUUGAUAUAACAGCAGUCAUUUUCAGAUGGGAGUCUGAACGGGAAUUUCAAGUGUGGCAUGUUGAUGAAGUCAACUACAGCGCUGGAAUAACUAUGGAGUUAGCUUGAAUAUUUAAUUAGUAAUUAGGACAUACUGUAUUAUGUUUUCAGUAUAUGUAAUGAAAAGUAUUUUCAUUUGUGAGCAUUUAUAACUAAUAUAUGUGAG
Molecule: messenger RNA, 788 nt
Organism: Pistacia vera
Lineage: Eukaryota; Viridiplantae; Streptophyta; Magnoliopsida; Sapindales; Anacardiaceae
Product: protein CUP-SHAPED COTYLEDON 3-like
Exons: 4
Coding region: 53-574 (173 amino acids)
Biological process (GO): regulation of DNA-templated transcription
Molecular function (GO): DNA binding
Source: RefSeq, a predicted model, not a curated record